ACCGGGGUGUGACAGGAGGCGCUGUUGCACGUUUGGGAGGGUCAGAGCAAUUGGUCACUUUACACCACCGUUUAAGAACUAUUUGAAGUUAGCCAAAACUGAGACUACCUUUAAAAAAAGUGUUCUCUUUAGUCUAUUAUUUAAAAGCUCAAGAAAUAGUACAACACGAACAGCAAAGUGACUAAAGCUCCAAAACAGAAUGAGGUUCUUGUUGGUCUUUUUUUUUAGUCCACGAACUUAAAAAGUGUAGUUUAUUUACCUUUUGGUGCUGCGUUCUCACAGGCCCCAUUUCUUAAAAAAAACAACCAAUUGAAACAAAAAUUUAAACUGUCGUUUAAAAUAUUUGUUUUAAUGUGUUGUGUUCAGUAAUUCCAGGUUAAUUUCAUGUGUAAAUUAUAUGGUGUUUAGCAGUUUUAGAGCUAGUUGUACUGAAACUGCUAACUGCAUUCUGAGCAUUCUGUCUGAAUGAAUGAAUAUUGAUAAAUAAUAAUGAAUAUUUAUUUAAUAUUUGUACUUUCUUAAAUAAAAAUAUUGGGACAUUUGGGAAACUGUACUGUAAACAUUUAAGGUUUUAGGUCAGAAAAUACACACUGAAACUGUUAUUAUCUCUCUGUUGUCCUUCAUAAACAAGAAAGUGAAUUUGUAAUAGCACUUAUUAACUUCAAAUUAUAAUCCCAAUCUGUCACAAAUGGCAGUGUUGUCUACUGUUAACCCCAAAAAAACACAUCUUUAUCAAAUAAUUCAGCACUAGUGAAGCUCUACCUACAGUAUUGUAAGUUAUUGCUAACGCUAUAGCUACUACUUUUUCAAUUUCUGGUGUCUUUAUCUCAACUCCAUCCUCACAAAUGUUUGUAAACCAUUUAUUCUCCAACACCAAAGUCCAUAGAGAAAACCAGUAAUUGUAGCUAACAGUCCAGUGCUGGCUCCAUGACUAAGUUUAAUUGUUUUAUUCUUCAAACGUCACCGUUUGAAAUGCGUGUCCAGAUUUAUUCUAGCUACACAAACUGACCAAAGGAGUCAGCAGUGGACCAACAGGUGUCCCCCGUGAGCUCAGGUCACUGAUUCUUCUCAGUGUACAUGAGCUGGUUUGAAUAAAUGUAAAUACAAUACAACGCAGGUAUUCGAAGCAGAGUUUUAGAGUCACUGUCGGUAUCUAACUUUUCUAAAUAAGUAGUUCAAAGUUAUUAAGACAAAGUACACACUCUUCCACUGGAGUCCACAUAUAUUAUUUAUAAAGCUAUUGAGUUUUUUCCCUCUAAUGGGACUUUAAGGCACGGCCCAGGUUUUCUUCUUGUCUCACUGUGUUUCCGUCUCAUUGGCUCAAACCUCUGCGAGGCACUUUGAGGCACCACAGGCUGCGAAUUCACUCAAAGAAGCCUCUGCUCUGUCUUUAAUGCGGUUCUUUUUAACAUCAUUGUUUUGACAGUCAACAUCAUUUUGAUUAGCGUACGACAAUUGCCGAAUUGCCGAUUUGCCGAUUAAGACAAGCUGCCGAAGACUGAAUCGAUUAUUGGUCCACAUUUAGUAACUAAACAUCGUCAAAACGUCCCGCAACAUCAUCUUUGUAAGCAAACUCUGCGCAGACGUACCAUGUCACGCGUGUUAAGAACCAACUAGGAUAACCAGUAUUUUGGUCAACACAAAACUGAAAUUGACCCCUAACUUAAAAGGAAGGUUAAUCUGCAUAGUUACCUCUAGGGCUAAAAGAGUCAGGACAAAAGAAAAGACAAGAAUCUUUAGUGAGCAGCAUUUCUAAAGUGAAAACACCCAGUUGAGUGGAGUCAGCAGAGAAAGAGCAGACUGGGUUGGACGAACAGCAGAAACUGAAACAACAACUAGCGCCAACCAAAACCACAGAAGAACUCGGAACUCACGAAAACAUCUCUUACAGCAGGAGUCAGCGAAGUCAGUUGACAACCGGAAAGUCCUUAACUUACACAUAUUAGAAUGACAACUUAAAAUGUCUAAAACCACGCAGGUGUGAUGUCAUGAUGUUCCCACGUGGCUUUGAUGACAAAAGGAAAAAGACGAAGAUGCGGAAAAGCUGAAGCUAGUUCGCGCCAACUAAUGUAAAUAAUCAACGACGAUCAAACUACUUUGCUGACAUGACAGUCUAUCCGUCCAAGUCGAACUCUUUCUUCUUCAUUCAACUAGAAGAGCACCGUAGCGGAGAAGCAAAGACAACCAUCGCUAGAAGAUGAGAUCGGUAGAAAACCUGCUCAUUCGGCACUUCCGAGGAAAUCACUUCUUAAAGGGAUGUAUUUAGAAUGUAACACAGAAGGACAAGAUAACAUCCGACAAGUAAACACCGGUUUGGAUGCGCUCUUUUUAAACUGUCGUAAAUCAUGUGAAAGAUGGCAGUGCAGGAGCGGGAGAUCUCAGACAUCAAGCUGCAGGACGGCACUCCGCUCGUGCAGAACAGGUUCAUACUGAUGGUCAGACACGACCCUCUGCCGGCGCCGUACGGUGACGUGCUCUUUACCGUGCUGUACCUGGCGGAGUAUCUCUGCGGCGUCUUCCUGUGCAGACGAUACGAGAGAACCAACGACGUCACUUGGUUGAGCUUCACCAUCGUGUUCAUGGCACUUCCUGCUCUGCUCAUCCAGCUCACGCUCACCUUCGUACACAGGGACCUGGGCCGAGACCGACCAUUUGUCCUCUUCCUGCAUCUGCUGCUGCUCGGCCCAGUAAUCAGGUGUUUCGAGGCUCUCUGGGUGUAUUUCAAAGCUGGAAAGAAGGAGGAACCAUACGUCACCAUCUCCAGGAAGAUCCAGUUGAAGAAAGGCCAGAACACGCCCAUGGAGUGGGAGAUCAGCCAAUCGGAACGCAAACUGGCCACACACAGGGAUGCCUUCAAGCGCACCGCAGUCAUCCAGGCUUUCUUGGGCUCCACCCCUCAGCUGACGCUGCAGCUCUACGCCACCAUCCAGGAGAAAUACGUGAUGCCGCUGAGAUUGGCACUGAUGAUCAUCACCCUCAUCUCCAUCACCUACGGCGCUCUGGUCUGCAACGUCCUGGCCAUCCAGAUCAGAUAUGACGACUAUAAAGUGCGUCUGCGUCCUGCGGCGUACCUGUGCAUGAUUGUGUGGCGAGUCCUGGAGAUCGCCACCAGAAUCACAGCACUGGUUCUUUUUAGCACGGCGCUGUCUCACUGGGUCAUCCUGGUGGGCAUGGUGAACCUCCUCUUCUUCUUCUUCCUGCCCUGGGUGGAGUUCUGGGUGAAGAAGGGCUCGUUGACGGAGAACGUGGAGAAGAACUUCUCCAAAGUGGGUACCACGGUGGUGCUGGGCAUCUUCACGCUGCUCUACGCGUGCAUCAACAUCUUCUGCUGGUCCGCGGUCCAGCUGGAUCUUUCUCACCGAGACCUCAUCGAGAAGAAGCAGCGCUGGGCCCGACUGGCCGCCUACUACUGCGGACGCUUCGUGGAGAACUUCCUGCUCAUCACGCUCUGGUACUUCUACAAGUCGGACUUCUACGAGUACGUGUGCGCGCCGCUGCUGUGCGUGCAGCUGCUGAUCGGCUACAGCCUGGCCGUGCUCUUCAUGCUGCUCUUCUACCAGUUCUUCCAUCCCUGCAGACGCCUCUUCAAACACAACAUCCACGACUGCCUGCACUGCGUGUGCUGCCAUAACGGCCGCAGUCGAACCAGAACAGUGCCAGUUGACCUCCCGCCCUCUUACUCUGCUGCCGCCACUAUGGUACUGAUGACGCCGGAGCGGCAGGAAACCCAGGAGGAGCCGGAGGUGCAGAACACCGAGCCUCAGGAAUCAAGCGAAAGAGACAACAGAGUCGAACUGAUGGAAGCUGCUUGACGACGGUCAGAUCUCUGCCAAGUGCAUUCUGGGAAAGGCCUUAACUAGUUUUACUCGAAUGCUGCGUUGAAUUUGUGACUUGUCGGCAUUUACAGGACAAAGUGUGUGUACUUUUAUUGCAAAACAAACAGCUGUGACCCACAGAUGGUUCUGACCCACAGAUGGUUCCGAGGAGCCUUUGUCGCUGCACCGAUGUAAAUAAAUCUUACACUGGAUAUUAUUGUCACUAAAAUUUAAAAAAAAGGGUAUUUAUUUUUAAAUUUUGUUCACUUUCUAAUUUAUCUGAAAUAAGCUUUGACUCCAAAGGUUUUCAGGUUUUUACAGUAAUAUACUGCAUUACAAAGUCAACACUUUAGUAAAAAAGAAAAUGUAGUUGAAUUUAUGGACUAAAAUAUCACCCUGAUCUAAGGUCAGCAGCUGUAUUUUCUGUUACAUUUGCAAUACACUGAGACACUAUUUACACUGCACUUCCUGUACAGCAGUUUUUUCUGUUUCAUUGGGUUCUUCGCCCCCAAGACAUGCCCACACAGAAAAGGCAAGGGUAGCGGGGUGCCCUGAUGAGUGACUGUACUAAUAAAAAAGGUCAGGUCUCACUCAUGAUUUGAAACAAAUGAGUAGCAUGCUGAGACGAGGACCAAGGUCAAGGACUAAGACCCGGGUCUAUGACAGAAAACCUUUAGAACAUAUUUCUUCAGGUUUAGUCUUUAGCAAGUUUAAAAGAAAAAAGUUGGGUUUUUUGCUGAUGACGUGUACGAAUGUUGUGAGUGAACGAGUGUUUGAAAUGACUGGACGAGUGAACGAUGUAAAUAAAAAUGAAUAAAUUAAAUAAAUGAACAAUGUAAAACAACGACACUGUGCCGAUUUCUCCUCAGUCUAAAAAUGUAUUUUUCAGUUCAAAGGGGAAAAAAAAUUGUUGCUUCUUUUUUCAUUUAGAAAUAGUGAAUUGUGCAAUCAAAUGUUCUACAAACUGAAUCAGUGACACUGAAUGGACUUUCCUAAUAAAGGGAACUCAUGUUUUUUCUAUGCUCAGUUGCUGUGCCUUUAUGUUUCUGACUGACUUGAAAUUAAAAUUAAAUUAAAAAGAAUACAACCUU
Messenger RNA from Cynoglossus semilaevis (tongue sole), 4906 nucleotides. It is a transcript of the gene xkrx, whose product is annotated as XK related X-linked. Gene Ontology annotation, cellular component: membrane. Bases 2355 to 3812 code for a protein of 485 amino acids. The transcript has 4 exons. The record is from RefSeq and is a predicted model, not a curated record. NCBI's taxonomy places the organism in Eukaryota, Metazoa, Chordata, Actinopteri, Pleuronectiformes, Cynoglossidae.